CCCGCUCCUUACUCCCGAGGAGCCGCUGCGGGGGGAGCAUGGAGCGCUCAGCCGCCAGCCCGGAGGCGCUUCCUGCCGGAGCCGCGGCGCGGACGCGGGACGGGCGCGCAGCGGGAGCGGCCGGACUCUUACAUUAUGGGAUUGAAUGGAACCAGGGGGGGAAAUAGCGGAAUGAAAACGACGUGUCUCUUUUAACAUGAAAAUGAAAAGGACCCCACCAUAAAGAGAAGGGAGGGAAGCUAUCUGCUAGCAGCUUAUAUAUGCUUCAGAUCUCUGCAGAAAAUUUACUGUCUUUGUUUUGGAAAGAGCUCCCCAGAUAGGACGGUACCAUGUAUACAUUCCUGCCCGAAAACUUCACUCCGGUGAAGCAAAAAGCACCCAAGGAGCUGAAGCCGAUGGUAGUUGCCAUAGUGCUGGGGCUGAUACUUUUCAUUGCGGCAGUGAUCGCUUGGUGCUAUUAUGUGGCUUCCCUUCGGAAGGCAGAGAGACUGAAGACAGAACAGAUGGACUUGAAGUCGGAUGGGUUCAUCAUCAAAAAUCAGAACGGAGAGGUGGUCUUCAAGGUGGCCUUCCAAUCAGGGGCCUUGGAUCUGGAGUCGUGCUCCAAAGAGGGGGAAAUUCUAACCUGCACCAGGUCAGACAAAGGGAAGCUCAAUUUUUUCAUACAGACGGUCAAGCCCAAAGACACAGUGAUGUGCUACCGUGUCCGGUGGGAGGAGUUUGUGGCGGACACCGUGGUGGGACACAAAAUGUUCUGGGGGGACGCCCACUGGUAUGGGGGUUGUGAGAUGAGUGUGCAGCACUGGCCAAUCAUGCUCCCAGGAUACCAAGAACCCAUGCCAUUCGUGACAAGCGAUGUGUAUUCAUUCAGGAACAGCUUUGGAGGCAUCUUGGAGCGAUACUGGGUUUCCUCCAAAGCAGCCGCCAUCAAGAUUAACGACUCGGUGCCCUUUCACCUUGGGUUCAAUGCUUCUGAAAGGUCACUGUUCUUCCAGGCCCGGUAUAAAGAUUCCCCUUAUAAGCCUCCCUUGGGACAGCAGCCUUUCCCAGAGCUGAGUUAUCGUGUGUGCAUAGGUUCAGAUAUCACAUCCAUCCACAAAUACAUGGUACGGAGAUAUUUCUACAAACCUUCUAAGAUACCUUCAGAAAAUGCCUUCAAGUAUCCCAUCUGGUCCACUUGGGCCUUGUACAAAAAUGACAUUGACCAGGAUAAGUUGUUGCGCUUUGCAGAGAAGAUUAAAAUGUACAAAUUUAACUGCAGCCAUAUAGAAAUAGAUGACACUUACACACAAGCGUAUGGCGAUUUUGACUUUGAUCCAAUAAAAUUCCCAAACGCGACAGAAACAUUUAAGAAGCUCCGAGAAGAUGGGUUUAAGAUCACACUGUGGAUCCACCCAUUCAUAAACUACAACUCCUCCAACUUUGGGGUUGGGAUAGAGAGGCAGCUUUUUAUCAAAGAGCCAACAGGAAGGCUUCCUGCCAUGGUCGAGUGGUGGAAUGGCAUUGGUGCCAUCUUGGAUUUCACCAACCCUUCAGCCAGAGAUUGGUUUCAGAGUCACUUGAGGCUACUUCGCUCCAAGUAUGGCAUAUCGUCUUUCAAGUUCGAUGCUGGGGAGACAAACUAUCUUCCCAAACAGUUCAGCACCUUCCGUCCCUUGUCUGAUCCCAGCAUUUGGUCCAGGCGAUACACAGAAAUGGCUAUCCCUUUUUAUGAGCUGGCUGAGGUCCGAGUUGGCUACCAGUCUCAGAACAUCUCUUGCUUCUUCCGGAUUAUUGACCGGGAUUCGGUAUGGGGAUAUGAACUUGGGCUGAAGUCCUUGAUACCUACCGUCCUGACGAUCAGCAUGCUGGGAUACCCUUUCAUAUCAGCUGACAUGAUUGGUGGAAACUUUUUCCCCAACAAGACGGAUGGUGCUGUGGAAAUCCCAGAUCAGGAACUUUAUAUCCGCUGGUUAGAAUUGUCAGCCUUCAUGCCGUCCAUGCAGUUCUCCAACCCACCCUGGCUCUAUGACAAAGAGGUCAUAGAAAUCGCCCAAAAGUUCACACGGCUCCAUGAAUCUUUGGUUGCCCCUCUCUUGUUGGAGUUGGCUGGGGAGAUCACCGACACCGGAGAUCCCAUUAUACGGCCCAUCUGGUGGAUUUCUCCCAACGAUGAGGCGGCACACAAAAUCGAUUCCCAGUUUCUGAUUGGGGACACUCUCAUGGUGGCUCCGGUCUUGGAAGUGGGAAAGCAAGAGCGAGACGUCUACCUCCCCGCUGGCAAAUGGCGCAGUUACAAAGGAGAGUUGUUUGAAAAGACACCCAUCUUGCUCACGGACUACCCAGUCGACCUGGACGAGAUCGCUUAUUUUGUUUGGGUCUCCUAAUCUACUUCAGCUUCCAUGGCCAACAGCAUUUUAGCUUUGUGAAAGUAAUCAUGCCUUAUUCUAUUACCGUAAAAACUAAUCAUCCCUGUGGUAAGGGAAGGGGGAAACUGGCAAUGGUUGCACAUGAAUCUUUCAAAGAUGUGAAAGAUCUAGCCCUGGUUGAAUUUCUAGGAGGAGGUGAAGUGAAUGUCACAAGAUAUGCACAGGAAGCAAAGGACCUUUUUAGACCCCACUCAGAAAACCAAGAGCUCCUCUCUCUCUCGGUUGCUUCAUGUGCACACACUCGAACAUAUUUCUUCCGUUUUUAAAAUAUGCCAUUAGAGCCACAGGCAUGCCGCUCUUGGCUCUUCAAAAUCCAUGAAAAAGCCUAGUACCUUUGACUGGGCUCCAAGUAGCAGGCUGCGAGCUGGACGAUGCAGGCUGGGUCUUUCCAUAAGCUACAGGAAUCUCUUCCUUGACCUCUUCAAAUGUGAGCCAAGGGAAGCUUGCAUAUGCAGAAGGCAACGCGCCCUGCGAAAGGGACUGAGAUUUUCGGAAGGGGCAACAUGCAGGGUUUCCACAGCACAACUCGCCUUAAGUUUUACAAUGCAGUAAGCUAUUGUUUGAAAUAACUUUUUUUCUAAAGAGGGUAAAUCUAAUUAUUGUAGGCAUAGAUGUAUGUGUAUAAAUAUUUUUUUUCCUUGUCUCGUGUUGGGCAAGGCUGGAAAUAUGAUCAAUAAAAUCCCUUCAGAACUGGGCUGGGCAGGUUACUCAGCUCUGGGGUCUUUGGAGGAACACCCAGUGGGGGCUUCUUGACUGUCUGAGGCAGUCCUUCCCUGCUGGCCACCUUCCUUCCUGCACAAUUUCUGGAUAGCAAAAGGUCUCUGCUGUGGAUGUGACAAUCCCAGAUGUCUUUUAAAGAGAUGUUUCAGGACGCUGAAAUCCUUCCUUUCCCCCAGGCAUCUCAGCAUUGUCAAAGAUGCCUCUCUAGCUGGAUUGAGGCCUGGCUCAAUCAAGGUAUACCCAUCACCUCCUCGGCCUGUGCCCCGCCAGCCAGUGGUAGCGCAGGCUCAGGAGGGAAUGCCACUCACGUCCCUUGCCACCCAUGGCUGGAGUGGAGCAGUCGUUUAGCCAGAGAACCAGUCCUGGCGUUGUUGGUAUAGGACGGUUUCCUUUCAGCGCUUUACUAAUUCCCAGGAAGAGCAUCUAACUGCACCCUAAUAAAGUGCGACUUCUCUGGUCCAUGGCCCCCUUAGAUCCUCUGUUAAGGAGGGAGGUACGAAGGGAGGGGGACCCAAACUUUUACUGUUGAAUUUCCAACUGGAAAAAGAAUAAAAUUGUUGUGCCAAAUGGGUAGGCUUGUGACUUCUUUUCCAAGACUGUAAAGAAAUGGAAACUGGCAUUUGAGGGGAGCGGCCGUGGCUCAACAGGGGAGCAUCCACGCGGCAUGCAGAAGGUCCUGGAUUUAACCCCAGGCGUCUCCACUUAAAAGGAUCUGGUAGUGGGUGACGUGAAAGAAUUCUGCCUGCGACCACGGAGAGCUGCUGCUAGUCUGAGUAGAUAACACUUGCCAUGAUGAACCGAUGGUCUCAUUCGGUAUAAGACAGGUUCAUAUGCCCACAUCUUGCCCGGUAAAGCAUAGAUGCCUGUUUUUCAUUAGGAAAAGGUAACUUUUUUAUAGGUCGAUCACAGUUACCUUCUCUGGAAUCACAUUGACGUUUCAGCAGCUCCUAUUCAGCAUCCCGUUCGGUGCAGUGGUUACGAGCGGCAGGACUCUAAUCUAGAGAACUAGGUUUGAUUCCCCACUCCUCCACUUGAAGCCAGCUGGGUGACUUUGGGUCAGUCACAGCUUCUCAGAGCUCUGAUUGUCGCAAGGAUAAUAAUAACACUUUGUAAACCGCUCUGAGUGGGCGUUAAGUUGUCCUGAACGGUGGUAUAUAAAUCGAAUGUUAUUGUUGUUAUUAUUAUCCCACAUAUAACUGGUAAUUGGAGCAUCCUUGGAGAAACUGACUUGUCAUAACGUUCUGUUAAUUCUCCUGAGUACAAGGAAGUUCUACAGAGAUGUCUCAAGGACUUCCCAUUUUUACAAUCUCCAAAUUAUUAAUAAGUGGUGAGGUGCGCAAAGGGUUGCGCAUAUUUAGCUUUUAAAGAUGUUUAUAAAUUCACCUCAUAUAAUUGCUCAUGAACCGGCAAAGAAGAAUUAUGCAGUUCUGGUCAUUCCGUCUAAAAAAAUUGUGGAGCUGGGACGGGGGCAAGAAAGGACAGCCAAAGUAUCAAGAGAUUGGAAUCCCUUCCCUACAAGAAAAAGCUGAGGAGUUCAGAGAUUUUCUGAUUUAGAGAACAGUUAACUAAUGGGAUACAUGAUCGUUUAUAAGCUCCCCCCCCCAUUGUAUUAAGUCCCUCAAAUUAUUUUAUUUAUUCGAUUAUUAUUAUUUAUUCAAUUUGCAAUCCGCUCUUCCCGCCAAGCAGGCUCAGAGCGGCUAACAUGCAUAGAGUCAAUACAGUAAAAAUAUAACCACAGUUAAAUAACAUUAUAUAAAAUAUAAGAAUUGUAGGAAAGAGAAAGAAUCCAGUAGCAUCUAUAAGACUUACACAAUUUCUGGUAGAGUAUGAGCUUUUGUAAGUCACAGCUCACUUCUUCAGAUACCUGAGACUCAGGAAAGCUCAUACCCUACCACAAAUGUUGUUAGCCUUAUAGGUGCUACUGGCCUCUUGCUCUUUUCUAUUGCUACAGAGAGACUAACACGGCUACCCAUCUUGAUCAGUUAAAUUGGUUGGCUGUAGUUUCAGGACUGACAAACCAAAGUAAUUCUCACCAUUAACGUACGGAGGUAGUGAUGGCCGCUACAUUUAAACUGAAAGGGGACUAGACAAGUUUAUUGAGGAUUAGUCUAUCAAAGGCUAUUACAUUAGCCAGGAGAAUAAUUCAGUCUAGCCUCCAGAUCCAAAGGCUGUAUACCACAUGAGGGCCAGUUGCUGGGGGGAGGCGAGAAGGAGAAGGUAAACCUUUGGUACAUCUUAUGUUCUUAAGCGCAUCAUGCACUGGAAACUUAAGAGGAGCAGCGUGGAGAGGGUAGAAUGACAAGGGAGACAACAGAAAGUAAACUGCAACAGAGUGGGGCAAACACAGGCAUGACCUAAAGGUCAGGGAACUUCUUCACACAUGACAGAGUACACAGAUUGGACCUGGGUCAGACUUAACACAUUCAUGCGUGAGUGGGUUUUUUUCCUUCAUUUCUGCACGGGCAUUGCCCGAUUAGGAUCGAGACUGUGGGGCAUGUGGAGAAGAGGCAGCGUCCUCUCCUGCACCCUUGCCCAGUCUGAAACAGUCUGGGGCGGGGGACGACCACUGGGCCCAUUGGGGAACCCUACGUGUAUUCUAGAGACCACGCUUAGAGCAAUGAUUUUUUUUACAGAUUUAUUUGUAUGUCCCUUUCCCAUCUAAAACCAAAGCUGGAGGGGCUAGACUACCCAAGGGAGAGAUGCUGAACUCCCCCUCUCUGUCUUCCUCCCUUGCAUCAGCACCAAGCAUUCCUCCCCCCACCAUUCAGCUUGCUUCUAACAUUGGAAUCAGGCUGGGGUUAAACACACACAAAAGACAGUAUGGAGAAGUUGAGGGUGGGUGGGUUCAGCUCUCUCCCCUCCUGCAACCUUUCUGAGGUAAAAAACCAGACUGUCCCAACCCCCAUUUCAGGCUUGCAUUAAAUGCAAUUUAGGGUUGCCAAACCCCCCAGGUGGGACCUUCCAAAAUGGCAGCUGCUUUCCAGACUAGAGAUACCAGUUCCCUUGGAGAAGACAGAUUGUGUCAUCACACACACUACACUUGAUCUUAGCCAAAAGACCGAGAAGCAAUAUUUUCUCUUUGCAUAAUUUGUAUGGUGGU
This is a messenger RNA of Eublepharis macularius, 6228 nucleotides long. RefSeq names its product myogenesis regulating glycosidase (putative) (gene MYORG). Gene Ontology annotation, biological process: carbohydrate metabolic process; skeletal muscle fiber development. The coding region runs from base 330 to 2366 and encodes 678 amino acids. Lineage: Eukaryota; Metazoa; Chordata; Lepidosauria; Squamata; Eublepharidae. The transcript is spliced from 2 exons. Gene Ontology annotation, molecular function: hydrolase activity, hydrolyzing O-glycosyl compounds. The record is from RefSeq and is a predicted model, not a curated record.